Molecule: messenger RNA, 1029 nt
Organism: Contarinia nasturtii (swede midge)
Lineage: Eukaryota; Metazoa; Arthropoda; Insecta; Diptera; Cecidomyiidae
Product: L-dopachrome tautomerase yellow-f2-like
Exons: 3
Coding region: 1-1029 (342 amino acids)
Cellular component (GO): extracellular region
Source: RefSeq, a predicted model, not a curated record
AUGACAACCAUCAGGUGGCUACUUGGAGCUGUCAAAACAGCGUAUGAAGAUUAUGCUAUUGGAGUAAAAUUAGAUGAAAAAUUCAGUUGGAAAAAUGUUGAAUACGAUUGGCUAUCGCCCCUCCUCAAGGAGAAUACGAUUCGCACACAGAAAUACGUUCCCGAAAACAAUUUGCCACUCGGUUUAGAUUUGUGGAAAGAUGAACUAUUUAUCAACGUUCCAGGAUUUAAAUUGGGUGUGGUUUCGUUUCUUAAUUAUGUUAAUAUUUCAAGUGUGCUAAAAAAUCUGAUACUGAAGCCAUACCCAAGCUGGAAAGUCAUUUUAAUUGAUAUAACAUCAAAUGGAACUCUUGCAGACAAUUUUCCAAUUGCUUCUGCGAUUCGUGUUCGAGUCGACGAGUGUGAUCGUUUGUGGGUGAUGGACUCUGGGUUCAUUGGUUAUUUGGCAAUACAAGUUAAACUUCCAACAAUCUAUAUCAUUGAUUUGAAUAUUUACCUGUUAAUAAAGCUACAUUGGUUCCCAAUAAGUCAUUUAAAGGAUGGUUCCUUUUUUUGCGUUCGAACUGUUUAUUUCCAUGUCGGUAUGCAGAAUAGAACGCGUGCAUUGAGUAUCGAACCUUUUCAUGAUUAUUAUUUUGUCGGUGACCGCGGACCCAACGGACAAUCGAGGGUAUCAUUUUUGGAUGAAAAGUCAAACGUUUUAUUCUACGCUCAAAUAAACAAGGACGCCGUUUAUUGUUGGAAUACUGAGAAGAGAAAAGAGAAACCAUACAAUUUGAAUACACAAGGAGUUGUCGAUAUGAAUUCGGAUUCAUUGGUGUUUGUAAAUGAUUUGAAAGUCGAUAGAGAUGGAUAUUUAUGGGUUCUGUCAGACCGUUUACCAGUGUUCAUUUACUCAAAAUUAAAUGCAAACCAAUUUAACUACCGAAUUUUAAGAGGAAAAGUCAGUGAAUUGAUUGCCGGAACAGCAUGUGAAUAUAAAAAAAUGUGCAAACAAGGUUGGUCAUCUGAUUUUGCUUAUCCAAAUUAG